AUGCAGGUGCGCACGCCAGACACCUUCGAGUUCUCCGAUGUGCCGACCGUACCAACCGGCAUGAGCAGUGAUGACGACGAAGACGAAGAAGACGAUGUACCUGCUUUGCCCGCGCAGGACGCCAUUGACAAGUCGCACGUGAAUCGUGCGCCGCCCGCGUUCCAGCCGCACCGCACAGUCCCUUUCCGUGCGCCGGUGGGGGCGGCGACGAUGUACCGCGGAACGGUGGUUGUUGCGAUGCAGGACAAGGUCCGCGUGCUUGUCGUGCGUCGCGGCGCCGACUUCUCGCCAGAAGCACUCGAGCCGAGCUCGGAGCGGAUCGUGGCACAGAGUGCAGAACACCAUGCGCUACUUGGCUGUCCGGGCAACAUAUCAACGACAUCGCGUGAGCUGCGCGCUACCUCUUUGAUAUUCUGCCCGCCGGUCUUCGAUGCGCAGCGCCAUGAGGAGGGACGCUAUGUCUGGUACGGCACACCGUGCGGGCACCUGGGCGAGCUCGAUACGUACACAAAUCAUAUUACGACGGUACGCACAAACGUGCACAAGGCGCCCAUCUCCCUCAUCACGCGUCUGGGCCGUGCCAUUGUGUGUGUGGACGAAAGCGGCAAGAUCUCCACGUGGCUUGCGCGGUCUCAGCCACUGAGUCUCGCAUCUACCAACCCCGAGACGGUGCGCAUUGACUUGCCAAAGCACUCGCAUGUCUCUGUGGCUGGUAGCCUACUGUGGGUGGUUGUGCCCCGUGUAGGCACCAAAUCGAGCCAGCGCAUGCUGAGUGUUCGGUGCUACAGUCCCGUGUCGGACUCGCGGCCAUUCAAUGUCAUGGCGCGGCCGGGGCAGCACCCGAUGGGCGGCACCGACGGCCUCGGUAUGGUGACGUGCUCAGCAGCGCUCCCGGGCCUGCCCCUGGUCGUGUUCUUCGGGCACGAAACGGGUCACAUCACCGUAUGGAACACGCAAGGACAGUGCCUCGAUCAGGUGGCGCUGUGUCCAGAGCCUAUCCAUACCUUAGUCGGUGUACUGAACCUGAUUUGGGCCGGAACACGCUCGGGGCGCAUUGCUGUCAUGGCGCCGAGCACGACGAUGAACCGCAUGGUCAAAACGUGGCAGGCCCACCGCGACAGCGUCACGGACCUGCUCUUUGAUGCCUAUGGACUGCAGCAAGGACAGACGGAACUGGCCGUGUGCAGCGUGGGGGCGGACCAUUUCGUCACUUUUUGGGAUGCGCCGCUCUCCAUCGACUGGAUGCACACGGAGGUGAGCCAGCGAGCUGACACCUACUCAAGGUACCGCACACUCAAGGUGCUUACUACGACGUAUAACCUCGGCGCGGCGUCACCAUCGGACAUUUUUGGCAUGGUCGACAACAUGGACCUAUUCCAGCGCAUUUUGCGGUCGUCAUGCAGCACGAGUCCCGAGGGGCGCGUCACGGGGCCGGAUGUAAUUGUGUUUGCGUUCCAAGAGCUCAUUGAUCUCGAAGACAAGCGUCUCACUGCCAAGCGGCUCCUGCUGGGCAGCAACAAAUCGAAGAAAACACCGAAGACGGCGGAGGAGCGCGAUCGUCUGCCGAGCAGCUACCAGGCAUGGCUCGAUAAACUCGUGAGCUAUGUGCGCCUCGUCAUGCCGCCCGAGUCACCUUUUGUGGUACUGUCGGCGGAGAGCAUGCUGGGCCUUUUCACAAUUGUGUUUGUCAAAUCGGAAUUGCAGCCACGCAUCCGCCAGGUCGACAGCUACUUGGUCAAGACAGGCUUGGGAGGGCGCUAUGGGAACAAGGGCGCGGUCGUCACACGUUUUAUCGUGGAUGACUCGAGCGUCUGCUUCCUCAACUGCCACCUAGCCGCUGGACAGCGCAACGUGCGGCAGCGCAAUAUGGAUAUGGCAGAUAUUCUGCAGUCGACCAUACCAGGUGAGUUACAGGCGUACGACCCAUCAUUUGCCUUUGGCGGCGAUGGUUCCAUGAUCCUCGACCACGAAAUCUGCCUGGUGGCUGGCGACCUAAACUACCGCCUUGACAUGCGCCGAGAGCUUGUGAUCCAGCUAAUCGAGCAGCAACGCUAUGCAGAUCUGGUCAGCGUCGAUCAGCUGCUGCAGCAGAUGCGGGAGAACCCGCACUUUCGCCUUCGCUCGUUCCAGGAGGCGCCCAUUCACUUUGCGCCGACGUACAAGUUCAAUCGCCUCACGAACGAUUUUGACACCUCCGAAAAAGCACGUGUACCUGCAUACUGCGAUCGAAUCCUCUACCGCGGGCACCUGCCCAACGUUGUGCAGUGCACAUCCUACAAGCGAUGGGACGCGACGCUCUCCGACCACCGCCCUGUGUCGGCCACGUUUACUGUGCGCUCCAAGUCCAUCGACCCGCUGCUGUAUGAGCAGGUCGUGGCCAAGACGCGUGCUGAAUUUGAAAAACACUUGUGCCAGCUUGUCGAGCUGUGCUGCCAUUACUACCAGUGUAUAUAA
Molecule: messenger RNA, 2454 nt
Organism: Malassezia sympodialis ATCC 42132
Lineage: Eukaryota; Fungi; Basidiomycota; Malasseziomycetes; Malasseziales; Malasseziaceae
Exons: 2
Coding region: 1-2454 (817 amino acids)
Biological process (GO): phosphatidylinositol dephosphorylation
Molecular function (GO): phosphatidylinositol-4,5-bisphosphate 5-phosphatase activity; protein binding
Source: RefSeq, a predicted model, not a curated record